GACGCUUGUAGUGUUGCUGCUUCUUGGGCUCGUGUCGUGUGUGAUAAAAUAGCUCUGGAUUAUAGAAGAACUGUGGUAUAAAUGCCCUUUUUUUCAUUUCGCAAGUAACAGUCACAGAACACAUUAAAUAACGGUCGUAAAAACGUUUUUGAAACAAUCCGAUUGAACCUGCACGUUAAUAAUUCAAGUCUUCUAAGUUAGGUCAAAGACAUUAUGACAUUUUAAAAUUUGACCAAAGUCGUUUGCUUUGGUUACGCGUUUGGCCGCGCGUCUGUUUAAAGAAGGAAAUGCAAUGUUAGGAGACAUGAUCCUGAGGGCUUUCAGACUGUCAGUGAGAGUGUCUGCAGUGUUUCAGAGCGGCUGUCAGUGUCCAGCCCUCUAUUCCUGCAGAACACUGCACUCCAGCCCUGCGCUCUGGGCAGGACACAACAAAUGGUCCAAAGUAAAGGACAUUAAAAUCCCCAAAGAUGCUGCUCGAGCCCGGAUGAUUACCAAGUACACCAUGAUGAUCAGGAUUGCAGUAAGAGAGGGAGGACCUAAUCCAGAAUUUAAUAUUGCUUUGGCACAACUUCUAGAGCAGUGUCGGAACAGGAAUCUACCCAAAGCCACCAUAGAAGGAGCUAUAAAAGGAAAGCCAGGAGUACAGCAUGUCUACGAGGCCACGGGACCGGGCGGGUGCAAGCUGCUCGUUGAGGUUUUUACUGACAACAACACACGGUCCCAUCAAGAAAUCAAACGUAUCUUGAACAAACAUGGUGGGGCGCUGUGUGAAGGAGCGCGCAAGAACUUUGACAGGAAAGGUGUUGUGGUGGCAUCCAGGGACGGGAUCUUCUCUGAGAAAGCUCUGGAGCUGGCCAUUGAGGCAGGAGCUGAAGAUGUGCAGGAGACGGAGGACGAGGAGGAGCAACCUGUACUGCAGUUUAUCUGUGCCGCUGCGUCUAUGAAGACUGUGAAAGACACUCUAGAAAGUCUGGGGGUACACACGCUUUCAUCCAGUCUGGAGUUUGUCUCUCACACCCCGUCUCUCCUGACUCAGACUCAGCUAGAGAACGCGUCCACCCUGGUGGAGGCUCUCAGUGACUGCCCUUACGUGGUCCGGGUGUGGGAUAACAUCCAUGCACAGACCUAGAGAUCACGAUAAGUCAACCGACACAUGGAAGAACUCACAGAUGGAUGAUCUAAGAGCAACUGAAUGAAAUGGACCCGUUUGGCCAAAAUUUAUUGGACUUCACUUGGAUUUUUUUGUGUGAUGGUAAAUAAAUAAAUAUAUAUCUUUUAUCAUGGCAAUAAAGAAAAUAAUCAUA
Puntigrus tetrazona (Sumatra barb) is the source of this 1304-nucleotide messenger RNA. It is a transcript of the gene taco1, whose product is annotated as translational activator of cytochrome c oxidase 1. The record is from RefSeq and is a predicted model, not a curated record. Gene Ontology annotation, cellular component: mitochondrion. The transcript has 5 exons. The coding region runs from base 293 to 1129 and encodes 278 amino acids. NCBI's taxonomy places the organism in Eukaryota, Metazoa, Chordata, Actinopteri, Cypriniformes, Cyprinidae.